This is a messenger RNA of Bemisia tabaci, 2718 nucleotides long. Its product is annotated as mini-chromosome maintenance complex-binding protein. Gene Ontology annotation, molecular function: chromatin binding. The record is from RefSeq and is a predicted model, not a curated record. NCBI's taxonomy places the organism in Eukaryota, Metazoa, Arthropoda, Insecta, Hemiptera, Aleyrodidae. Gene Ontology annotation, biological process: DNA-templated DNA replication.
CUGAAAAUUCUGAAAUCCAGUGAAUUGAAUUCUGAAUUGUGCUGAAACCGGAAGCAGAUUGAUGAAAUCUGAACAGAGUUUCAGAAUUUAAUUUCAAUAUUCUACGGCACAGUGCUAACACGGAUCAAUUGUUAAGUUUUUAAAUCCGUAUCAAUACUACAAUUCACCAUAAAUUACAAAACUUUGUGUGUUGAUAGUUGAUAUAUCGAGGACCUUCCUACCUUCCUCAGUCUUCACUAUUCUUUCUCGCAAAAACUUCGAAGCUCCACUCUGUUUUUUUGAAGAAGCAGAUCAUGGAUCCCUGGAAUCCAACACCAGAAUAUUGGGAAGCCAACGAAAGCGAAUGCCUCAGUCGCCUGAAGGAUGCUUGGGAUGAGAUACCUGUUGUAAACUACAUGCCUGAUAACCUAUUGGUAAACAAACAGCUUGUACGCUUUCGAGGAAUGAUUCAAGAUAUGUUCAGUCCAGUUUACUAUAUGCAGCAGUAUGAAGUUGUCAAUGUGAACUCAUCAGAAUCAUCCGUUCGGUCUGGAAAAUUUCAAGAUUCUCUGCUCUGCACCGAUGAUGAAGAGGUUGUAUUUGACUCUGUCAAGCGAGUGAAUGGGGAAAGGAGACCAAUGUACUGUGUCUCAAUUCCAUGUCUCAAUUCGUGGGCCGAUGAAGAAUGUAAAAAGAUAUUCUCCAGAUUAAACAAAUCUAACGAUAAAGUAGAAAAUUCAACCUCUGGAAAACGUAGCGCUGAAGAUGUUGAAAUGGAUGUUGACUCCAGUGGUCCAAAUGAUUUAAAUUCAACUUCCGAAACCAAGCGGCACUGUGUCGGAACUACUGGAACCGCACCUGUACCCAAAUCAGGCGAGAGCUCAACUACCACAAAACUGGAGGCGGAUCUGAACUUCCCAGUCUCCAAUCCGAAGGGAAAAGCAUGCAUCUUAAAUUUCUAUGAUAGCAUGGAUGAGGAUGUCAAACUCAACUCAAUUGUAGAAGUAGUUGGCUUUUUAGCUAACGACCCAUUCCAGGCGCCUGUGGAGGAUGGAGGAGAUUUUGAGAUGGACGAUGGUGUCUCCAAGUUGCCGCCAUCACUAGUUCCACGGAUCCAUGUUGUGGGUGUCAAGCAUCUGGAUGGUUCUUACAUUGUUCCAGCAAUUCCUGCAAUGUUUGCAGAUAAAACAGCCGCAGACAUUAAACGAUUAAGAAAUGAAUUGAAGUUUGUCCUAACACAACUCAUGCUUGGAGACAGCUUAGCAGCUGAGUAUCUGAUAUUCAAUAUAAUUUCUAAAGUAUUUCUACGCCAAGAUCUCACAGUUUUAGGGGAUUUUUCUCUUAACAUCACCAAUCUUCCCCUUCAGAGCUGCCCCUCUUAUCCAAACUUGGUCUACGAAGUAUUGGCAUUACUGUUGCUACAAAGCCACUACUUUCAAAUGUCCAUUUCAUCCAUGAACAAUACAAAAAUGAUUCCCAAGAAAGAUUAUCAAACAAAUAGGCUUGUCAGUGGAAUGCUUCAGUUACCUGCAGGGACUCAUCUUGUUCUAGAUGAAACAAAGUUCGAGGCUGGUAUGCUUAGAGAUCAAGGUGUUCACAAUGCCAAGGCUCUAUCUACGAUUAUAAAAAAUCAGAAAAUGGAUUACAACUUUCAAUAUUACAAUUUAGGUAUCGAUACUGAUGUUCCUGUUAUUAUUUUCUCUGAGGCCAAAUCUAUGUUGACAUGUAAAUACCAAGUGAAAUUAGAGCCUGAUCCCUCAUCUGUAGCUGUCGUUGAAGAGAUGAUGCUCUCGCUCAAAAACUACCUGAAGCAACACGUCGAUGAAUUACGCGCAUUUAUCCUGUCGAUCAAGUCGAAAGAGUACCAAUUGUCCGCUGAGAUGAGCAAAACGAUCGAGAGUGAUUUCGUUCAAAUGCGUCAAAGACCAGGCGCAAAGGUUUCCCCAGAUGACUUGCACUCAUUGCUAGUUGUAGGCCGGCUGUACGCGAUCAGCCAUGGCCUUGAUUCCCUAGACCCUCAGUCUUGGUCGGAAGUCCUACAGCUGGAGGAGCAACGUAAAGCGAGGUUGAAUUCUUCUGCACGGUGAUCACUAAUGUCCUUCUGGUGGAGUGUUAUCACUCUUAAUUAGUGGAUAAUGUUCUUUUAGAUCUUUACUUUAUCACUCUGCCAUUUCCGUUAGCUCUGGAUGAAUCACUUGAAGUGACAGUUUGAACAUAAUAAAUCGAGGCUGUCUGGUGUAAGAUUUUAGGAUUAUGCAAUAUCAUGCAUGGGAAAAAAUGAACAAAGGUAUUCAUUUACGUAAUAAAAAAAUAGGCUAACAAAAAGAGGAAGGGUUUCUCUAAAAAAGGUCAAACAUUCCUCUGAAGCAGGACGUUUUAAGCUUUUUUUCCUGGCACUUUUUGUCCCCAGAGAAUUGUAAAUUUUUUAAAAAUUUCCUAUGUCCUUUUAAAAUUUUUCUCCAUGUUCCCCUAUUAAUUUGCUGUCAGAGAAGCGUUAAUUUUAACCACUCCAAAUUAUACUUUCAUGAUGUCACACACAUGAAACAAAUAGUGGUAUGAAAACUGUUUUCUUUUUUUACCAAAAAAUCUCAUUUUUUAUGUUCAUGUCAAUCAAAGCUGCACUCAAAGUUACAACCCGUACAAAUAUGUUUAAGUCUUCGAUUUUGUGAUAUCUUUAGUAUUUUAAUUAUUUCAAUUGAUUUGAGUUUAAGUUUUUUAAUAAAAAUGCUGUGUCCUUAA